AUGGACAAAAAUCUUGAUUCGCAAGAAGAUUACACUAUAGACCAUCGAAAGAAAAUUGAUGAAUUGCAUUCUGGUUUACAGCAGGAUAAGCAUUUCGGAGGAAUUGAUAGUCAAUGUGGAGGAAAGAAUGAAACCAAAAGUGGAUCUUGUGGACCCAAAGGACUGAGCAAGGAAGCAAAACGUUGUGAUAAGAUGGAAGAUGAGCCAAUGGACAAGAGAAGAGAAUCGGAUGUCAGAAACAAGGAGAUAAGCUACCAAAAAGCUAAAAUGGACAAAAAUCUUGAUUCGCACAAGGAAUUCACCAUGGAAGAUCAAAAGAAAAUUGAUGACAUGCGUUUUGGUGGGCAGCAGGAUAAGCAUUUUGGAGGAGUCCAUAGUAAAUGUGGUGGAAAGAAUGAAACUAAAGGCGGAUCCUGUGGAGACAAAGGACAGUGCAAGCAAGGAAACCGUUGUGAUAAGAUGGAAGAUGAGCCAAUGGACAAGAGAAGAGAAUCGGAUGUCAGAAACAAGGAAAUGGAAAAAUUGAAAAUUUUGGUUUCAGAGAUUUUUAUAUCUGAAAUUGAAAAAAUCAUUUCAAAGGAUUAUUGA
Molecule: messenger RNA, 588 nt
Organism: Caenorhabditis briggsae
Lineage: Eukaryota; Metazoa; Nematoda; Chromadorea; Rhabditida; Rhabditidae
Exons: 3
Coding region: 1-588 (195 amino acids)
Source: RefSeq, a predicted model, not a curated record